Talaromyces atroroseus is the source of this 3630-nucleotide messenger RNA. RefSeq lists its product as hypothetical. The coding region runs from base 1 to 3630 and encodes 1209 amino acids. NCBI's taxonomy places the organism in Eukaryota, Fungi, Ascomycota, Eurotiomycetes, Eurotiales, Trichocomaceae. The transcript has 4 exons. Gene Ontology annotation, molecular function: catalytic activity. Gene Ontology annotation, biological process: cell motility. The record is from RefSeq and is a predicted model, not a curated record.
AUGUCCGGAGAACAAGACGCCCUGGCCUAUGGCCGCUACUAUGGUGGCCGAGAACAAGGCAGCAGCGAAGCCGGAGAACGCGGCCUGGGAGACUCAGCGCGAGGCUUUCUGACUGAUGGCCUCAAGAAAUUGAAGGAUCAAUACUCCAGUCAUUCGACCGCCGGCCAGCAGGGCUAUUACUCGUCUGGUACAGGUGCGGGACAGCCGCAGAGUUACCAGCAACCUUACCAGUCGUCCUAUUCGAACAAUCCCCAGUACCAGAACAGCCAAAACCAAAACCAGAACCAGAACCAAAACCAAAACAGACCGCAGAAACAAGGACUGUCCAGCUUCCUCGAUCGCUUUGAAGAGACCGUGUCGGAUGUCGGCUCGCAGCUGGCCCAGAGAAUCGGAACCACCAUCGAUGCCGACGCCUAUGCAGGCUACGGGGCCACUAAUAACCCUACCAACAAUCGCUUCAAUAGCUUCGCGCCCCCUCGGGGAAACAACGAAGUCAAAUGGCAUGUCGAUGGCUUCAGCUAUUUCUGGGCCGUAUCAAGGGCACUCGAGAACGCGAGGGAAUCUAUCUGGAUUUUGGACUGGUGGCUCUCGCCAGAGUUAUAUUUGCGACGCCCUCCAGCUAAGAACGAGCAGUAUCGUCUGGACCGCAUGCUUCAGGCAGCGGCUCAGCGCGGCGUCCAUGUCAACAUCAUUGUCUAUAAAGAAGUCGAGAAGGCUCUGACAUGUGAGUCUAGCGUUGCAGUUAUUGACGUUCGUGCUUGUCCUGACACGAAGAUCUCCUUCUCUAAAGCGCUUCAUCCAAACAUUGCCGUUUUCCGUCAUCCGGACCAUAUCCCAGACGGCGCCGAAAUCAAGAACUCGCUGGCCGCCUCCUUCCAGAACAUGUCGCUGGAUGCUGCAGGGAUCAGCAAGCUGCCCGGUGACGCAGUUAAAACCUUGUACGGUACCAAGGGGGACACCGUCUUGUACUGGGCUCAUCAUGAAAAGCUCUGCCUGAUCGACGGCAGAAUUGCAUUUAUGGGCGGCCUUGAUCUGUGCUUCGGACGAUGGGACACCAACCAGCAUUCUAUUGCUGACGUCCAUCCUGGAGACCUUUCGCAGAUUGUAUUCCCUGGUCAGGACUAUAAUGACGCCCGAGUACUCGAUUUCCAAAACGUGUCCCAAUGGGAGCAGAACCAGGUGGACAGGAAAGUCACUAGUCGCAUGGGAUGGUCCGACAUUUCUAUCAGUUUACGUGGUCCUGUAGUGGAAGAUCUACGAAAACAUUUCGUUGACAGGUGGAACUACAUUUAUGAUAGUAAAUACCGUGACCGCCAUCAGCCAAGAUAUGAGAGGCUCGACUUGUACCGAAAACAAGGGGGCCAAGGCAGUCAACCUCAGGGAAAUAUCAACGCUCCUCCCUCGCAAGUACCACAACCUCCUCAACAGGCACAACCGCAACAGGGACCGCCCAACCAAGGCCAACUGAGUCAAGAACCGCACUGGCAACAACCGCCGCCCGCGCAGUCACCACAGCCGCCUUCUGGACAGCCAUACUAUCAAACGCCCCCCGCGAGCCAGACUCAGCAGCAGCAUCAGCAACAACAACAACCCCAAUGGCAGGGCCAAUCAUACCAUUCUCCACCCCCAGCAGGUGAUGCACAACAGCAGCAGCCUGCUGCUCAAGCGUACCAUACCCCGCCGGCUGCAUAUGGUCAACAACCAGCACCACCACAGCCAUCAUCCCAAUGGCAAGGACAGCAGCAGCAGCAGUACCAAAACCAACAAUCCUCCUACGGUGGGUACAAUAACCCAAGUGGUGAGGUUAACCAGUCCAAUACAGGUCAAUAUGUUCCCCCGCCACCCCCAGGGCCGCCUCCAUCCCAGGCAGGAAGCAAUAACCCAAGCCAGUAUCAGAACACGCCAUAUUCUGCUUCCCAGUCAGGGUAUGACUCAGGUCAACACAGCUCGCAUGCGUCGACUCCAGCAGCGCAGGCACAGGCUCCAUACUUCCCACCUCCACCAGGACAAGUGCCGCAGCAGUCUCAGACGCGGGGCUUGUCCGAAGAGGAUGGCUCUCGAGGACUUGGAGGCACUCAGAAUAUUCUGGGGGAUGUUCGAGGUUUUGGUCAUUCGCUUCGUGGGCAGCUAGCCGGACAAGUGCAUCAGUACCAAGACCGUUACCUAACUAACCUUGGUCGGAAUUACGGCAAUGAAUGGUGCCAGGUCGUGCGAAGUGUCUCGCAAUGGAGCGGAGGUAUACCGACCGAGCAUUCCGUUCAAGAUGCGUACAUUGCUGCCAUCCGUAACAGUCGUCAUUUCGUGUAUAUCGAGAAUCAAUUUUUUAUUACGGCCACAGGUGAUAAACAGAAUCCUGUUCAAAACAGGAUCGGAGCAGCUCUUGUGGAGCGCAUCCUCCAAGCGGCCAGGGCUGGUCAGAAAUUCAAGGUCAUUGUGGUCAUCCCAUCUGUUCCUGCAUUUGCAGGUGACUUGCGAGACGAAUCGACACUUGGAACUCGGGCUAUCAUGGACUAUCAGUACAAAUCCAUCAACCGAGGUGGCAACAGUAUUAUGGAGAUCAUUGCCAGAGAAGGAUAUAACCCAAUGGAGUACAUCCGGUUUUACAAUCUCCGCAACUACGACCGAAUCAAUACCAAUAGUACCAUGCUGCAGGCCGAGAAGACUAGCGGUGUGAACUACGAGGAUGCCCGUAAACACCACGAUGCUGCCCAGGUGGGAUACGGUGGCUAUGAGCCCGGUGCGCCUCCCGGAGGAUACGAUACCACUCAGCCAUACAACCAAUAUCAGCAGGCAGCAAGCGCCCACCCUUCGGCAACCUCUGGUCGCUGGGACUCGGUCAGUGAAUGCUACAUGCUCGGGGGUCAAGAUAUCCGCAAUGUCCCGUGGGAGAGUGAUCUCCCUGAAAUCGACGCUUUCGUCACGGAAGAGCUCUAUGUGCACAGCAAGGUCUUAAUUGCCGACGACCGUAUUGUCAUUUGCGGUUCUGCUAAUCUCAACGAUCGGUCGCAACUUGGCACUCACGAUUCCGAAAUUGCCCUCGUGAUCGAGGAUCCCACGCCACUUGAAUCGAGCAUGAAUGGUCAACCAUGGCAAGCCAGUCGCUUCGCCGCAUCGCUUCGACGCGAGCUGACCCGCAAACAUCUUGGCCUGCUCAAGGCACAAGAUUAUACGCAGCCCAAUGCCAACUGUGAACCAGUUGGGGUCCCCAAUGAAUCCGAUUUGACUGGACCAGAAAGCCAGGUCGUCGCAGACCCUCUUUCCGAUACUUUCCAGAGUCUGUGGAAUUCGCGCGCACGGACGAACACGGAGGUUUUCCGUAAAGUGUUUAACGUCGUGCCAGAUGAUUACAUCCGUAACUGGGAUGCGUACAAGGAGUUCUUCGAGUACAACUUCCGUCAUGCUAGCACCGAGGCAGAAGGCAGGCGCGUUAUACGUCCUAGCAAGUACGAAUGGGGCCAUGUUGUCCGCGACAACUUUGCGCCUGGACCCGAAGGGGCGCAGCAGGUCAAAGAACAGCUGAGUCAGGUCAAGGGCACAUUAGUCGAGAUGCCGUUGAUGUUCCUGAUCGAAGAGGACAUUGCUAGAGAGGGGUUGGCAUUGAAUAGCCUGACCGAGGAACUCUACACGUAG